AUGGAGUCUGUCCAAAACCAGGCGAAGAGACCGGAACACCUUACGCUUGAGGGUCCAUUCGGUGAGAACCGGGCUCCGAGACCAGGACAGAGUGUCGGCCAGAACAUUCAGACGACCUGGGAGGUGCGUAACCGUGAGAUUGAGACUUAUCUCCUGACACAGCAACAGGACCUAGGACAAUGUACUGCUCUUGACGGUACCACGUGUGUAUCCCCAGGAACUACCCAACCAGAAGAGUGUGACAUCUAUAAGUGUGAGCUAGUGAACGGCAAUCUCACAUACGAAGUCGACCAAUCGAAAUGUCAACAUCCAAACGGGACCUGUUUAAAAGAAAACCAUAUAGAGAAGGACACAGUGUCCUGUAUACAGACGACGUGUAAAAGGGAAACGAAUGACGAUGGAUCAUUUACAAUGAGAGUACUUAUAAAGCCCUUCGCUUGUAGGCUGCAUAGUGGCUUCUGUCUUGCUCCUAACAAGCGAGAUGUUGACUUUGAACAGUGUAAAAAGUCAUUCUGUAAGGUGACGGACGGGAAAUACACUGUAACGUAUAACUACUUUGCCUGUCUCAUGGAGAACGGAACCUGUCUGGAUAAGGGGGACACUAUUACGGAUGAAGUGUCAUGCCUAAAAAAGGAAUGCAAACUAUACAAGUAUAGUAACAACACAGUGGCUACUGGAAUCAUUGAGCGAUUUUACGGAUGUCCGUACGAAGAACGCUGUGAGGACAUCGGUACUAUCAAACAAGACACACAGAGCUGUACAACGAAAAAAUGUAGGAUGUUCAACAAUGGCCUCUUCAUGAAUUGGAAAAUCAUAGACCAAGGCUGCAGUGUCGGGGACGGGUGUAGGAACCACGCUGAACGUUGGAAUGAGGAUACGGAGUCCAUGUGUGUGGUGAAAAGUUGUAACGUUAAGGCGGAAGGGAAAAAUGGCUACACAUGGAACACGGACAUCAUCAGUCAUGGCUGUCGAUCAUUUAACGGCACGUGUUAUUACAAUGGGGACACCUGGAUGGACGAUGGCUGCUUCACCAAGAACUGCACCGUCAGUGAGACAGAGGACGGGGGUUCAAGUAUGAAGACAGACAUCGUUGGAGGAAUUUGCAAGGCGGUGGACGGUUCAUGUGUUGAGUAUGGGAAGGAAUUUCUGGCGCAGGAAGGCGGACCGCCCUGUGUAUGUGUGGAGGCUACCUCUACGGACGGCUACUCAAUCGGGCAGACUUCAUGUCCUGUCCCUGCCUUAUAACAUACAAAUGUCAAGUGAUCCAUUAAAUGACAGCA
Mizuhopecten yessoensis (Yesso scallop) is the source of this 1280-nucleotide messenger RNA. RefSeq lists its product as uncharacterized. The record is from RefSeq and is a predicted model, not a curated record. The transcript is spliced from 9 exons. Bases 1 to 1245 code for a protein of 414 amino acids. NCBI's taxonomy places the organism in Eukaryota, Metazoa, Mollusca, Bivalvia, Pectinida, Pectinidae.